This is a messenger RNA of Fomitopsis serialis, 747 nucleotides long. RefSeq lists its product as uncharacterized. The record is from RefSeq and is a predicted model, not a curated record. The transcript has 6 exons. Lineage: Eukaryota; Fungi; Basidiomycota; Agaricomycetes; Polyporales; Fomitopsidaceae. The coding region runs from base 1 to 747 and encodes 248 amino acids.
AUGGCAGCCAUAUUCAGGAUCGUCAGCCCGUACACGACGAACCUAAUUCCCCUUGUUGUCUUUCUGCUCUCAAUCCCAGUCGUAGCUCUCCUCUCCGCUUCUGCUGGGUACCUCGUGUGGAAGAGCGUUGCCGUAGGCUGGGAGGCCGACGUAGUGUUGCAGUAUGGUGAUGGCGUGCCCCCAUACGCCGAGUUUGCCUUGCCAGGCUUGUCCAACUUAGCUCUUGGCAACUUCAUGGCGAGUCUAUUGAUUAGUACGCCCCAGAAAGACAACACGCUGGGCUACGCCCGGAAACCUUUUAAUCUAUGUCGGAUGCAUACCGUUGACCUGGAUAUUCCACUUCUUGCGUCGUUCUCUCUAGAUGGCAACCGUGCAGUCGCUCGAGUAGAACUCGGGCGUAGGGACCAAUGGAAGACCAUUGGUUCUGGGGAAGGCCGGGAACUCACCGUGUACUCCGCUGUGCUGCGCGGCGUUGUCGUUCACAAGGGCCUUCGCGGCCUCGUUUCUCGAUUCCCGCUCGUUACCUCCGUCGUUGCAGCUUGCACCUUCCUGUUCCUCUCCUUCGUCGUCCUCGCCGCGUGCCUACUCCCCGCACUGAGCUUCGCUUCGACAGCGAUCCGCACUUUAACGACCCCCCUCCUACACGACCCAGUCGUUCACGGCGGCACACGAGCGGCGUUACCAGCAAGAACCUUUCCGCGCCGUCGUCGGUCGCGGCAAAUGUUGCGAGACUCGGACGAAGAGUAG